Molecule: messenger RNA, 1644 nt
Organism: Anthostomella pinea
Lineage: Eukaryota; Fungi; Ascomycota; Sordariomycetes; Xylariales; Xylariaceae
Source: the annotation of a GenBank genome assembly
AUGGCAUCUUCAAGUUCUGUGACAGCUCUGCUAGCUUUGCUGGCCGCCUUGGCCGAAGCUACUCUGUACAAGACCACAGCGCCGCCAAUGGGCUGGAACAGCUACAAUUUCUACGGCUGUAAUCCCGCCGAGGACAUCAUCAAGGAGAACGCCCAGGGACUUGUGGACCUAGGUCUAGCAGACCUCGGCUACGUAUACCUAACCACCGAUUGUGGAUGGAUGACAUCCGACAGAGAUUCGGAGGGACGAUUGCAAUGGAACACCACUCUGUUCCCUUCCGGGGGCGGCAAGGCGCUGGGGGACUAUCUACACGGACUAGGACUGAAAUUUGGUCUCUAUUCUGGGGCUGGAUACUACCAGUGUGGCUCAACGGACCUGCCUGCUUCUCUGGGCUACGAAGAGAUCGACGCCGAGACGUUCGCAGACUGGGGAGGAGACUCUCUUAAAUAUGACAACUGCUACGCAGUAACUCCGGACACCAUGGUAGACUACGUUUCUGCAGAAGCAACAUCACCCGAUCGUCACCAGAAGAUGGCCACUUCUCUGGACUCGGUUGACCGAGAUGUUGCCUACUUCAUCUGCCAAUGGGGCAUUGGCGAGGAUCUCGAAGAGUGGGCUCCACCGAUUGCUGAUACCUUCAGAAUCAGCAACGACAUUUACACCUCAUGGAGGAACAUGUGGCGGAUAACCAACCAAGUUGUUCCGUUCUACAGAUCCACCACCGUCGGAGCGUACCCAGACAUGGACAUGCUGAUCGUUGGUCUCGGUGCUCUGUCCCUUCAAGAAGAGAAGUUCCAUUUCAGUAUGUGGGCUAUCAACAAGUCUCCCCUCGGAAUAGGGGCACCGGCGAACGAGGAGCUCACGCCCACCGAGUCUUUCGAUAUCCUCCGCAACACAGAAAUCAUAGCCAUCAACCAGGACUCUCUUGGCAAACAAGCACGGCUAAUUCGGCGAUACACCGAAGAGGAGUGGGACAUCUGGGCUGGGGAGCUCUCGGGCUCGCGCAUGGUCCUGGGUAUCGCGAACUGGAAGAACAACACACAGACCGUGGCUGUCGACCUGGCCGCGGUCAACGUCUCAGAAGCAUCCGCCCGUGACGCCUGGGAAGCCGCAGACCUCGGGGUCAUCUCUGGAGUGCAGACCUACGAGCUUGCGGGCCACGAGAUGAGGAUCUUAGUCCUGUCCGACAUCGUGACUGCCUCCUCGUCGCAGGUCUCGGCGGGUUAUUACUCGGCGGCCAAUGCCACGCUCGCGGGCAACACGACAGACACAGCCUGUGGAAGCGGCGAGUGCAUCCCCGCCGGGAGCAAAGUCAGCAUCACAGGCGGCAACUCCAGCGUGACUUUCGCCUCAGUGACCGCGAGCACAGACGGAUCGAAGCUGAUCGGCGUAGACUAUGUCAACUACGAGCUUGCGCUGGACACCUCCUGGGGCUGGGGCUCCAACACGCUAAACAUGACGGUCGCGGUCAACAGGGGCGCGCCGAAGCGAUGGGCCUUCCCGAUCUCGGGGGGCGACUGGUACGAGUCCGACAGGAUGUUCCUCGAGGUCGGCGGCUUCGUGGCUGGGGUCAAUCAGGUCGUGUUUGCGGCGAGUGGGGAUGCUUCUGCGCCUGACCUCGUGGGGUUUGAGGUCUUUGAAUGA